Messenger RNA from Eimeria maxima, 300 nucleotides. RefSeq lists its product as hypothetical. The record is from RefSeq and is a predicted model, not a curated record. Lineage: Eukaryota; Apicomplexa; Conoidasida; Eucoccidiorida; Eimeriidae. The transcript is spliced from 2 exons. The coding region runs from base 1 to 300 and encodes 99 amino acids.
AUGCUAGGUCUCCCUGUCACAGAAGAAGAACUUGAUUUGGGCAAUCUGCAAGAAGUAGCAUACCGCCCGUUGUUAGCUGCCAUCGAUCCUCCGGUUAACGAAGAAGAAAAUUUCAGCGAACUCGUAGACUCUGUUUACUACAGAAACGGUCAGAGAGUUACACAUACCAUGUGCCCUACACCCUACAACCACUACGCACAGGUCAAAGUUCCCGUUUGUGAGCAAACAGCGAUGCAACAAUACGGAAAAGGACAGCAAACAUGGAUGGAAAUGCCAGCUUCUCAAUCCAUCGGCCAGUAG